AUGGCUGCCUUCCGCGCGUUCUGCUGACGGUCUCCGGCAUUGCGGCUCCCAGAUAAAAUAUUUAUUUACUAAAGAACGCGUAAACAUCGCUGCAAAGACAUCAGGGCGCUUCGGCUGCGGGGCUUAUGAUUAUUUCAGAACUUAAAAGAGGCGACACACGGCCGCUGCCAGCGGGGACGGAGCGGGUAUUUUCCCCCGCGAAGCAGGCACGGGUGGGGAGGGGGGGUCGCUCACGGGAGCUGGGGGAGAGGGGCUGCGCCCGCCGAAAGGGGGACGAGGGCCGCCCAGCCCAGCCGGCGCUGCCCCCGCCGCGGGCCCCGGAGGAGCCCCCGGCGCCCCGUCCCCUCCCCGGCACGCAAAGGCGGGGGACACGCGCGCAAGAUUUGGGGAAUCGCAGGGGUCUGGGUUUAUUUUCCAGCCGUAGUAAAAAAAAAAAAAAAAAAUAUGCUGGAAAGGUCACAUAAUAAUGAGCUUUUACAGCAAACACACUCUUCCCUUCCCCCUUCGCCUUCCUUCUAUCUCACAAUAAAAUCAUCUCCUUCAAUUUGCCGUGAUCGUCGCGACCAGGAGCCAGGUGAUUAUCCUAAUUAAUGUCUAUCUAAUUAAAUUACUGUCAGCGGUUAACCAAUGGCAGAAGCCGUUUCAUCCUCUCCACAAGCAGCAAGAUCAAAAGUGAGUCUUUCCUGAUUGCUGCAUAGUGUCAAUUGGCCAAUCUCUUCUCCCAGGGAAGGGAAGGGGAAGAAAAAAAAAAAAAAGUAAAUCAAACGUUUGGGAAGCAUUUGGUGGAUGAAGUGCUUUCUGUCUAGUGAGGGUCCCAGGAUGUCUAGCUUCUGAUACUAAGGAGCCCUUUCAGAUCCAGGGACUGAAGGGUUAUUACUGUGGUGCUAGAGCUAUGCAGCUGGAGCAUUGUCUUUCUCCCUCUAUCAUGCUCUCCAAGAAAUUUCUCAAUGUGAGCAGCAGUUACCCACAUGCAGGCGGAUCUGAGCUUGCCUUGCAUGAUCAUCCCAUUAUCUCGACCACUGACAACCUGGAGAGAAGUUCACCUUUGAAAAAAAUUACCAGGGGGAUGACGAAUCAGUCAGAUACAGACAAUUUUCCUGACUCCAAGGACACACCAGGGGACGUCCAGAGAAAUAAACUCUCUCCCGUCUUGGACGGGGUCUCUGAGCUUCGUCACAGUUUCGAUGGAUCUGCUGCAGAUCGCUAUCUGCUCUCUCAGUCCAGCCAGCCCCAGUCUGCUGCCUCUGCUCCUAGUACCAUGUUCCCUUACCCCAGCCAGCAUGGACCUGCUCACCCAGCCUUCUCCAUCGCCAGCCCCAGCCGCUACAUGGCUCACCAUCCUGUGAUCACCAACGGAGCUUAUAAUAGCCUCCUGUCCAACUCUUCUCCGCAAGGCUACCCCACGGCGGGCUACCCGUACCCCCAGCAGUACGGCCAUUCCUACCAAGGGGCACCUUUCUACCAGUUCUCCUCCACCCAGCCGGGGCUAGUUCCUGGCAAGGCUCAGGUCUACCUGUGCAACAGGCCACUCUGGCUGAAAUUCCACCGGCACCAGACGGAGAUGAUCAUCACCAAGCAGGGGAGGCGCAUGUUCCCUUUCCUAAGUUUUAAUAUUUCUGGUCUCGACCCCACGGCUCACUACAAUAUUUUUGUGGAUGUAAUUUUGGCGGAUCCCAACCACUGGAGAUUUCAGGGAGGCAAAUGGGUUCCUUGCGGCAAGGCGGACACCAAUGUACAAGGAAACCGGGUGUACAUGCACCCCGACUCCCCCAACACGGGAGCCCACUGGAUGCGCCAGGAAAUCUCCUUUGGGAAACUAAAACUCACAAACAAUAAAGGAGCAUCAAACAACAACGGGCAGAUGGUGGUUUUGCAGUCCCUCCACAAGUACCAACCCCGCUUGCAUGUGGUGGAGGUGAACGAAGACGGGACGGAGGACACCAACCAGCCGGGCAGGGUGCAGACCUUCACCUUCCCCGAGACCCAGUUCAUAGCCGUCACCGCCUACCAGAACACCGAUAUCACGCAGCUGAAAAUAGACCACAACCCUUUCGCAAAAGGCUUCCGAGACAAUUACGACACGAUCUACACAGGCUGCGACAUGGACCGGCUGACGCCUUCCCCCAACGACUCGCCCCGCUCGCAGAUCGUGCCCGGGGCCCGCUACGCCAUGGCCGGCUCCUUCCUCCAGGACCAGUUCGUGAGUAACUACGCCAAGUCCCGCUUCCACCCCGGGGCAGGAGCCGGCCCGGGGCCCGGCGCCGACCGCAGCGUGCCCCACACCAACGGGCUGCUCUCCCCACAGCAAGCCGAGGACCCGGGGGCGCCCUCGCCGCAGCGCUGGUUCGUCGCCCCCGCCAACAACCGCCUCGACUUCGCCGCCUCCGCCUACGACACGGCCACCGACUUCGCCGGCAACGCCGCCACCCUGCUUUCCUACGCGGCCGCCGGCGUCAAGGCGCUGCCGCUGCAGGCGGCCGGCUGCGCCGGGCGGCCGCUGGGCUACUACGCCGACCCCUCGGGCUGGGGGGCCCGCAGCCCCCCGCAGUACUGCAGCAAGUCGGGCUCCGUCCUCUCCUGCUGGCCCAACAGCGCGGCGGCGGCGCGCAUGGCCGCCGGCAACCCCUACCUGGGGGAGGAGGCGGAGAGCCUGGCCCCCGAGCGGUCCCCCUUGCCGGGCGCCGAGGACUCCAAGCCCAAAGAUUUGUCCGACUCCAGCUGGAUCGAGACGCCGUCAUCCAUUAAGUCCAUCGACUCCACCGAUUCUGGGAUUUACGAGCAGGCCAAAAGGAGGCGGAUCUCCCCCUCGGACACCCCGGUGUCCGAGAGCUCCUCGCCCCUCAAGAGCGAGGUGCUCACCCAGCGGGACUGCGAAAAGACCUGCGCCAAGGACAUCGGCUACUACGGCUUCUACUCGCACAGCUAGGCACGGCCCGCCGGCCCCGCCGUCCUUUUGCACAAUAACUCCUCCGCGCUAGCGCACUGACCCCCGCCCCCCG
This is a messenger RNA of Phalacrocorax carbo (great cormorant), 2999 nucleotides long. NCBI's taxonomy places the organism in Eukaryota, Metazoa, Chordata, Aves, Suliformes, Phalacrocoracidae. The record is from RefSeq and is a predicted model, not a curated record.